CUUGGUCGCAGAGGUCACGUCCUGGCCUCGCAGGCGCCUCCCCCCUCCUUCCACGACAAAGAUAGGGUUUAAAUAAGUUCCACUGCAAAUAGUUCUGUUUUGAGUCGCCAUGUUUUCUGACUUGGAGCUUAUGUGAAACUUCAGCAGUUCUAACCAAACAGCCCGCCACGGCUUCCGCGGGGGAGUGAAAGAGCAGGCCUACAACUCCCAGGUGGCUCUGCGCGCCCUGAGAACUACAUGUCCCAGGAGGCAGCGCGGCAGACGGGGGGCUGUCCGCGGCAGUGCCCGCAGGACCCUGCAGCGAACACGGGCUGCCCGGCGCGGCGCCCGGAGGACCCCACCGGCUACCCAUGCUGAGGUGAGUCCGCGGGAACCGCCACCGCCACCGCUGUCCCGUCCCCGCCGCCGCCCCGUGCGGCUCUGCCGUCGGCCAAGAUGCUGGAGGAAGCAGGCGAGGUGCUGGAGAACAUGCUGAAGGCGUCGUGCCUGCCGCUCGGCUUCAUCGUCUUCCUGCCCGCCGUGCUGCUGCUGGUGGCGCCGCCGCUGCCCGCCGCCGACGCGGCGCACGAGUUCACCGUCUACCGCAUGCAGCAGUACGACCUGCAGGGGUUCCAAUCGCCACUGGAAGCUGACGCCGUCCGGCAAUUCAUGGAGAUCGAGCCCGAGAUGCUGGCCAUGGAGACCAUCGUCCCCGUGUACUUUGCCGUGGAGGACGAGGCACUGCUGUCCAUCUAUGAGCAGACGCAGGCCGCCUCCGCCUCCCGGGGCUCUGCCUCUGCCGCUGAAGUGCUUCUCCACACAGCCACUGCCAAUGGCUUCCAGAUGGUCACCAGCGGGGUCCAGAGCAAAGCCGUGAGCGACUGGCUCAUCACCAGUGUGGAGGGGCGGCUGACGGGGCUGGGUGGAGAGGACCUUCCUACCAUCGUCAUCGUGGCCCACUACGACGCCUUCGGAGUGGCCCCUUGGCUGUCACACGGCGCAGACUCCAAUGGGAGCGGCAUCUCCGUGCUGCUGGAGCUGGCCCGGCUCUUCUCCAGGCUGUACACCUACAAGCGCACGCACGCAGCGUAUAACCUCCUGUUCUUUGCCUCUGGAGGGGGCAAGUUUAAUUACCAGGGGACCAAGCGCUGGUUGGAAGACAACCUGGACCACACAGAUUCCAGCCUGCUCCAGGACAACGUAGCUUUCGUCCUCUGCUUGGACACCGUGGGCCGGGGUGACAGCCUACACUUGCACGUGUCUAAGCCGCCCAGGGAGGGGACGCUGCAACACGCCUUCCUGCGGGAGCUGGAGAUGGUGGCCGCACACCAGUUCCCGGAGCUGCGCUUCUCCAUGGUGCACAAGAAGGUCAACCUGGCGGAGGACAUCCUGGCCUGGGAGCACGAGCGCUUUGCCAUCCGCCGGCUGCCCGCCUUCACCCUGUCCCACCUGGAGAGCCACCGCGACGGCCAGCGCAGCAGCAUCAUGGACGUGCGGUCCCGGGUCGACUCCAAAACCCUGACGCGCAACACGAGGCUCAUCGCGGAGGCCCUGACGCGGGUCAUCUACAACCUGACCGAGAAGGGGACCCCCGCGGACAUGCCGGUCUUCACAGAGCAGAUGCAGAUCCAGCAGGAGCAGCUGGACUCGGUGAUGGACUGGCUCACCACGCAGCCACGCGCCGCCCAGCUGGUGCACAAGGACGGCACCCUCCUCAGCACGCUGGAGCACUACCUGGGCCGCUACCUGAAGGAGGUGAAGCAGCAUCACAUCAAGGCUGACAAGCGGGACCCCGAGUUUGUCUUCUAUGACCAGCUGAAGCAGGUGAUGAACGCCUACAGGGUCAAGCCAGCCAUUUUUGACCUGCUCCUGGCCGUCUGCAUCGGCGCCUACCUCGGAAUGGCCUACACGGCCGUGCAGCACUUCGACCUCCUGUACAGAACCGUUCAGAGACUGCUGCUGAAGGCCAAGACGCAGUGACGCAGCCCCCCCGCCCCCCACUGCGGCCGGAGGGGCUCCCCACAGCCGCACCCCGAAUUACAGAGCUUUUCUGUGUUGCUCUUGAGGACUUGGGGGAUUCUUUGUUUUGUCCUUCGAACUCCCUCAGAGGAGCAGCUGGUGGCAUUCUGGGGCCUGGCCACGGACUUGGGGACACGCCGCGGAUGCGCCCUGGCCAGGAGGCCGGUCCUGCAGCCGUCAGGGUGCCGAGCGGUGACGGAGCUCCCAGCACAGCCUCAUGCCCUCUCCCGCCCGUGACCGGCCGCAGACUGUAGGCUGGCGCCUGUGCUGUCCUCCGCGUGUCCCCUUCCCCGGUGACUCGGGUGCUCUCCUGCUUGUCUGAGGGGGGCAGGUAUGGCCUCUGGGUCCCUGGGUUACAGCUCCUCCCUUGGAAGCCUGUGGCCACCACCUAGGCCAGGGCUGAGGGGUACGUCUCCCCUGAACCCCGUCUGGUGCCCUGGAGACAGCAGCCCCCCCCCACCGCCUCGCGCUGCACCCCGGGGACCGCGAGCACCUCCGCUAGGCUGUCUUCCCUCUUGGGGCCCAGCCGCGGGCCCCCGGGGAGGCGGUCCUCGGGGGGGCCCUGGGGGGCAGAGGCCCCCGCUCUGCUGACUCGCUGCUUCGUGGCUCCUGGGCCGUUUCCUCAUCUGUGAACAGGAGGGCGUGUCCUGGGGGAGCGACGUCCAGUUGGGGAUCGAGGGAGAGUGUUUCCUGGGGACACGACUGGGGGACCCGGAGGACAGGUGUGGGUUCAGUGGGAGCUUGGACCAAGCCCUCACCCCACAAACCAGGCGCCUCACGGGCCACGAGCUUGGGGGCGGGAACGGGGCCGCCAGCGCCAGGGGACCUCAGGGAGGCCUGAGUGUGCCAAUUCAUGAGCAAUACGAUCAGUUAAGUGCUAAGGGAGCAUCUCUACCACCAGGGAGGUCUGAGCAGCCCGAAGGGGCUUGGGGACUGGCCUUCCCACCCCUGCCCAGCCUGCUGCUGUCCCCUCCCGGAGCCAGCUAACUGGAGGGACAGGGCUUCUCUGGGGGUCGUGUCCCCACCUCUGGCCCACCCCACCCCCUUUGCCAAACCUGUCUUUCUCCUGGGCAGGGCUGGCUCUCCUGUCCUCCAGCCUCUCAGGCCCCAGCUGGUGGCCAGGCCUGGGGGUGCGCUGGGGGCGGUGUGGGGGCCGCAGGUUCUUUUCUGCCUCAUGCCCCCUUCGCUCUGCUGGUGGCCCAUCUCCCCUAGGGAUUUUACCAAGUGCCCGGCCACUUCUUGGGAUUCAUGCCGCAGGGGUGGGGGGCCUGGGUGGGCUCACCCUCAAGCGUGGUGGUGGAGGGGGCAGUGUCUGGGGUUGCUGAGCGAGCCCCCCCACCCCAGGGCCACUUCGCAGGAUGGUUCGGAGCUCCGGUCGGGUGUAGGACACAGGUGGACAACCAGAAAAUAAAGCCAUAUUGAACAGUC
This is a messenger RNA of Pteropus alecto (black flying fox), 3426 nucleotides long. It is a transcript of the gene NCLN, whose product is annotated as nicalin. The transcript has 15 exons. Bases 436 to 1959 code for a protein of 507 amino acids. The record is from RefSeq and is a predicted model, not a curated record. Lineage: Eukaryota; Metazoa; Chordata; Mammalia; Chiroptera; Pteropodidae. Gene Ontology annotation, biological process: regulation of signal transduction. Gene Ontology annotation, cellular component: endoplasmic reticulum membrane.